Phlebotomus argentipes is the source of this 495-nucleotide messenger RNA. Its product is annotated as L-dopachrome tautomerase yellow-f2-like. The record is from RefSeq and is a predicted model, not a curated record. The transcript has a single exon. NCBI's taxonomy places the organism in Eukaryota, Metazoa, Arthropoda, Insecta, Diptera, Psychodidae. Bases 1 to 495 code for a protein of 164 amino acids. Gene Ontology annotation, cellular component: extracellular region.
AUGGGUAUUAAUUCAAUAGCUCUCGGAUUUCCGGAUGAAAAUGGAGACCGACUAGCUUUUUACACUCCACUUAGUGGAUAUAACCAGUAUUCAGUGUCCACGAGGAUUCUCAAAGAUAAAUCAAAGUCUCCAGAUCACUUCAGCCCGGAAGAUAUACAACUCGUGGGAAGCCGAGGAAAAGGUCAUCAGUCAUUGAAAACAAUAAUCGAUCAUACAUACGGAGUGAUGUUCUACUCCGAAGUGCAAUCAAAUCAGUUGCGUUGCUGGAACAUUAAGAAGCCACUCACAUCAGAAAAUAUGGGUGUUGUUUUCGAUUCUGACACUUUUGUGUUUGGUGCUCAGAUGUUUAUUGAUUCUGAAGGAUUUCUCUGGUUUCAAUCAACCGCAAUUCCAAUAAUAUUUGGAUCUGAUCAACCUCUGGAUCUCAACAAAGUCAAUAAUCGCUUUUUCCGCAUUAAAGUCUCCGAAGCGAUUAGAGGAACGGUUUGUGAAUGA